Molecule: messenger RNA, 3921 nt
Organism: Hirsutella rhossiliensis
Lineage: Eukaryota; Fungi; Ascomycota; Sordariomycetes; Hypocreales; Ophiocordycipitaceae
Product: nuclear migration protein
Exons: 3
Coding region: 1-3921 (1306 amino acids)
Biological process (GO): dynein-driven meiotic oscillatory nuclear movement; establishment of mitochondrion localization; microtubule cytoskeleton organization
Cellular component (GO): mitochondrion; cell cortex
Molecular function (GO): tubulin binding; phospholipid binding
Source: RefSeq, a predicted model, not a curated record
AUGGCCAGCUGGGCGACCGACGAUGAAUUUGCCGCUGGUCUCGGCUCCAGCCCUGUGACCAUGCCUCAGGGGCCCUCUUUCAGAACACCGCCCGCCAAUUCGACCAAGUCGGCUCGGCGCUCCGUCACCCCGCCGGGACCAGCCUCCUCGCCGAUACGCAUGGCCGACGAACAAGGCGACAGGUCGCCCUCGAGGGGCUCGACCAACGACGAGAGCAUCAGCAUCUUGGAUCCCCGCAGGUUCACGCCAACGCUGCAUGCCAACCUCGUCUCCGAGAUCCUGGCUCUGCGCCGAGACCAGGAAGAGAAGACGAAGCAGAUUGAGGACUUGGAAUCCACCCUCGAUGCCGCCAAAGGGGACCAGGAGCGGCUGCAGGGCAGCCUGACGGAGGCCACCAAGGAGAGCCGUUCCCUCAAGCGUCAGCUCUCCUUGCUCGAAGGUGGGACAUCGUCGGCCCUGGGCGAGCUCCAGCGCGAGCGAGAUGAAGCCGUCGACUCUCUCACCGAGACCAAGAAGCGCCUGGAAGUCGCGCAAAAGAAGAUACGAAGCCACGAGGAUGACUCUCAGAGGGUCCACGACCAGUGGGCCCAGGAUAAGAUGGGCUGGGAGGAUGAACGGCGCAAGUUCCAACGCCAAAUGCACGUCGCCGAGAGCCGCCUCAAAGUGGUGCUCGACGAAGUGGCCUGCUACCAGGGCGCCCACGCUACUCACGGGCCGGGCCGCGUCCAUGACAGCGACGGAGAAGAGAGUUCCAAGGACAACGAUGCACGGAGUGUCAGGACAAUGAGCAUCACCAACAGCAUUCGGCAGUCAUUUCAUAGCCCUGGCCCGGGCCUGCACAAUGGCCAUUCCUUGGCCGACGAACUCAGCUUUGUCGACGACCAGACCGACGCCGACGGUCGAGAGAGCGUCCUCUCCAACUACACGAUUCCCAAAUCCCCCAGAAUCCACCGCCGGAACCAGAGCCUCGAGAGCCUGAGGCGGGCCGGCAGCGUGGCGCGCGCGCGGCUGUUCAUGAACCAGCAGCCGCCCGUCUUGGAGGCUUUGGGAGGCAAGGAGGAGGACGACGCCUGGCCGGCCACUCCCAGGGCCGCGUACACGGACACCGGGAUCCAAUACUCCCCACCGCCUUCUCCCGUCGUACGCCCCGUCAAGCCGGCGACACCCGACCUCGCCAACAGGGGCAGGACGCCUGACCUCGAAAGCCCGCGCGGCGACAUGGAGAUUGAGGCAAACCAGAGGCGGAAACGCGUGUCGGUGAACCGGCCGCUCAGGAUCGAGCCCCCGAAGCCGGACCACAAGAUGGUUUCCGCUGCCGCCCAGACAAUGGAGGAACCGUUGAGCCCGCCCAAGACGCCCAAGACGCCCUGGCGUGACUUCACGCCCCCUUCCGAGCUCCAGCUCGCCCUCAUGAUGAGCUCAUCGACGCAGACUGAGGAACCAUCCCGGCCACCCCGCACACACUCCGGCCUCGGCCUGACUCCCCCUUCACCACCGCCGCAGAUUCCGACCAUCAGCGUCCAACCUCCGCGCAGCCGGCCGACCACGCCGCGCGAGCCCCGAUUGCCCCAGCACUGCAAAGACUUUGGCUGCCAAGUGAACCUGUCACCGACUCCAACGAGCGAUGCCGUUGUACAGACCGAAGGCAUCCAGAUCGACAAGAGGCUGGCGCGUCUACCGCUACACUUGCAACCAUCCGCCAUCUCCUCGCGGCCCACGUCUCCGAAUGUGCACCCGAUUCCGGGGGGUCUGCCUGCCCGAAACCCUAGGCGCCUCACGCAGGGCGGAGACGCCCCGGAGACGCCGCCAUCCCCGAUCAACUCUCACGUCGAAGAGGACGAUUUCUACGAGCCAUAUCCCGGCCAUGACGACGACGGCCCGCCGCCCAGCUCAAGAGGAGCAUCGACUCGGCGGUCCCGCCGGCUCAGUAGCCUCUUUGCGGGCUUCGACACGGCGAGCUCGGACGGCAUGGACGAAUUCGGCGACGGAGACGUGAGCGAUUCCGAGUUCCGCACGGCCUUGUCCGCGCCCAAGCCACAGUCCAAGUCGAGCCGGCCGACGAGGCGAGAGUCCUUUGGACUCAUGGCCCACCAUCCCGAGGAGCCUUCGACUUCCGAGCAGCCGGCCAGCAGCGAGCUCUACAGCACCUUCUGCCUUGUUGACAAGGAAAAUCGAUUCGGCAGGCAUUCCCGGAGGCUGAGCAGAACCUAUGAAAAGUCCCCCCCCCCGCCGCCGCCAGUCUCCUCGAGCCGCGACGGUGCCAUGCGCAGGACUGCCCUGAUCCAGAGCGGGAUUGCCAGCCACCGGAACCGUUCGAGGAGCCCGAGCCUGCCCGACUCGGGCAACCCACCAUUCCCCAUACCGACGCGCGCCAGCUCGCGAAAGCCGACCGUCCGAACGAGGACGCCAAGCGAUGGCCAGAGCAGCCCGACCCGAGGCGAUGCCUGGCAGCGGAGGGGCAGUGGCCGGUCGUCGCAUCAAACCCACAAUCUCCGCAAGGUCCGUUCUGCCGCCGCCUUGCCACGCAAUAGCCGUCAUCGCAGACGUGGCAGCCGGUCCCCUCCACCUCUUUCUCCGUCUGCGGAGACUCCGGAGAGCACUCGGCUGCCCCCCCUGCCCAAGAAUGACAUUACGACGCCGCGCAACCGCGACAUUGGGAGUAGUGGCCAGUACAGAAGACAUCGGCAUGAGCUGUCGACCAACACGGACCAUACCAACAACACUGACCACACUUCUCGGACUAGCGGCGCCCAGACCACUGGCAUCGUGGAUGCCAUUGCGCACACAAUGGUUGGCGAGUGGAUGCUCAAGUACGUUCGCAGACGGCGGUCGUUUGGAGUGCCCGAGAACACGGGCAGGGAUGACUCGAGCAACGAUCGCCACAAGCGCUGGGUGUGGUUGGCUCCGUACGAAAGGGCCAUCCUGUGGAGCAGCAAGCAGCCCUCGUCCGGCAGCGCCCUGAUGGGCAAGACGGGCAGGAAACUGACGAUUCAGUCGGUCCUGGAUGUCAAGGACGACAACCCUCCCCCCAAGGUCAUGCCGUCGGUGUUCAACCGCUCCAUUCUGAUCCUGACGCCGCAGCGGGCACUCAAGUUCACGGCGGUCACGGCAGAGCGGCACUACCUCUGGCUGACGGCGCUGUCGUUUCUGGCCCACUCAUCGCAGGCGGUGCCCGACAUCUUUGCCACUCCGCAGCUCAAGGCCAAGCAGCAGCAGCCGCUGCCAGAGUUUGAGCUGCCAAGGACGAGGUUUCGACGGGGCGGUAUCCGCGACUCGAUACGCCUGGCCAAGGGCAAGACGGGUAACCCAAAGUCGGGCCCCCCCAGCAUCCCCAGUGCACCGUCGUCCAAGAUGGGCGACGUGGCGAGCUUCCCCCCCAACGACCCCUGCCACAGCAGGGAACAGUCGCAAGAGGCGGCCGAGGCGCCCUUCAUCCCCCGCUUCAGCGAGCGAGCUAGCCAGGCCGGGUUGCAUGGCCGGAAGCGAAGCAACACGGGGGGGCACGUGGCUCCGCCUCUGUCGUUCCGCGGCUUCUCGGCCAAUGCCAGCAUCGGCACAGCCAACUCGUCUGACAUUUACCAAUCACAAGCCUCGACCAACACGACGUGGAACAUGGGCCCGACAUCGUCGCAGCCCACGUCGGAGGCGUCGUCUCGGCCCAAGAACUUUUUCGACGCGAUAGGAACGGUGCGAAUGGAGGCCUUUAUCAGCCCUCUGUCGUUUACGCAAUUCGGCGAACAUCCAGACGAGCAGGACGAGUACCGGCAGACAGCCAGGAGGCGGAGCAAGGAGCUGCGCAGGAGGAACAGCCGCAACAGGGCGCGCGACCAUCCUGGCUCCAGGGGGCGGGAAGACUUUUUCGGCCGAGGAAGAACCUUGGAGGAAGACUUUUUCAGAGAUGACCCGUUUAAGGGAUUCUGA